AUCCGGAAGAAGCUUGUUGAUCACUUGACCAGCAGUGGACUCCUAUGUGAUAAAAUUUAGUUGUAUGUCUCUGUUUGUUUAGGGGUUUCCUUUGUUACACCUACUCGAGACUUAUUCGACGAUGGGUUUUGUCUUUCUGUGCUGACUAGACGAGUCCCAUUCUAAACUGUUCAGAAAUUAUUCAUCUAACGUGGGCGAGGAAUGAAAUAUGGCUACGUCUGAGCUGAUGCUGAGUCUUGGACUUAUUGAGAGAGAUGUGAAUGCAGACACCCUUUGGGUUUGGUGCUAUCCCUCCAUCAGUGCAGAUCUGCGAGAGCUUCUGAUAAGAAAAUGUUGCCUGACUUUGGACAGUCAGGUGCUGCACACGUUUGUGUUCGGUCAGUACUGCAGAAUCUGGUACUACAUCAGCACUGUAGAAGUUCAGGAACCCACUGCACUGAAAAAGGUGACACAUUUUUCAAUAGUUGUCACAGCUAAGGACUUUAACCCUGAAAAAUAUGCUGCAUUCAGUAGAGUUCUGUGCAGGACGUAUAUGAAACAUGGAAGUCCUGUGAAGAUUAUGGAAGGCUUCAUUGCUGUUCUGACCAAAGGUAUAUGCCAGAGUGAUGAGAAUGGCUCCUUCCUUAUCAAAGAUUAUGAUGUCAGGAAAGCCUACUUGGCUGGCUCUAUAAAAGAUGUUGUGUCUCAGUUUGGUAUGGAGAUUAUCAUCCUUUACACAGCACUAAUGCUGAAGAAAAGAGUGGUGGUCUAUCACCCACAUAUUGAGGCACUGCUGGAGUUUACAAGAGCACUUCCUGGCCUUGUGUGGCAUAGGAAAGACUGGUCCAUACUCCACCCUUUUGUUCACCUGGAUGAUAAUGAACUGGAAAACCUCAAGCUGUGUACAGGGUAUGUUGCAGGGUUUGUGGAUCCUGAAGUUCGAGACCGAUCAGACCUGUUUGAUGUGUGUGUUAAUCUUCCAGACAGUGAGAUCACUAUAUCACAAAAUGCCAAAGAGGCAAUGGCUAUGGGAAAACUCCAUAAAGAGAUUGGCCUCUUCAUUGUCCAGGCCGCAGAUGACAGUGAUCGCACAAAUGCACAGGUUAUUAAGGAUAUUUCAGUAAAAACUAAGGAGAUCCUCAGUAACCUGAUGUCUCUUGCUGAUGAAACAAUGAACUCUAAACUGACUUUGGAGACUCUGAAGCAACAGCACUACCCUCCAGCUACUGAAAACUUCCUCUUCCACUUAGCUGCAGCUGAGCAACUUCUGAAGAUCUGACCA
Messenger RNA from Xyrauchen texanus (razorback sucker), 1261 nucleotides. It is a transcript of the gene dennd10, whose product is annotated as DENN domain containing 10. Gene Ontology annotation, biological process: regulation of early endosome to late endosome transport; protein transport. The transcript has 10 exons. NCBI's taxonomy places the organism in Eukaryota, Metazoa, Chordata, Actinopteri, Cypriniformes, Catostomidae. The coding region runs from base 209 to 1258 and encodes 349 amino acids. Gene Ontology annotation, molecular function: small GTPase binding; guanyl-nucleotide exchange factor activity. The record is from RefSeq and is a predicted model, not a curated record. Gene Ontology annotation, cellular component: late endosome.